GCAGUGUUGAAAGGAGGAAAACAACAACCUGUCAAACACCAUGAGGUGGAGUUUACUCCUAGCACUCAUCCUAAUAUGUGGGGUCCUGGCCCAUGCCCUCCCUGUGAAGGAGAAGAAGGAAGAACACAAGAAGGAAGAGGAGGAGAAGAAGGAAGCUGAAGAACAUGGAGAGGAAUGGGAGCUGAACUUGGAGUACGGUCGAUACCUUAAGGAGGUGGUGCAAGCUCUGGAGAGUGAUCCCUCCUUCAGGAAGAAAUUAGAGACCGCCGAAGUGGAUGACAUUAAGAACAAGGGAAGGAUUGCUACGUCCAGAGCAUUUGGAAAGAAUAAAACUUUGUUCUCCAAAAGUAAGACUUUCUUCAAUCUUCAGGAACAUGAAAAAGAAACCGGUGUGGACCGUAACAUGCUGAAGAUUCCUGUCCACAUUGACCAUCGAAAUCCAACGCGGUUUGAAGUUGAGGACUUAAAGAAACUCAUUAUCAAGACCACAGCAGACUUGGAGAAGGUAGAUCAGCAGAGGCGCGAGGAAUUCAAGAAAUAUGAGAUGGAGAAAGAAUUUGAGAGGAAGCAGGAACUAGCGGGCAUGGAUGACGAGCACCGCAAGCAAGCAGAAGACAAACACAAUGAGGAAAUGAAAAAACACGGAGACCACGAAAAACUGCACCACCCUGCCUCGAAACAGCAGCUGGAAGAGGUCUGGGAAGAGCAAGACCACAUGCGUCGGGAAGACUUCGACCCCAAGACUUUCUUCCACCUGCACGACUUGGAUGGCAAUGGUUACUGGGAUGAGAUGGAGGUGAAGGCCCUCUUCAAGAAGGAACUCGACAAGAUGUACGAUCCCAAUGCUCCUGAGGACGACAUCAAUGAGCGCUACGAGGAGAUGGAGAGGAUGCGCGAACAUGUCUUCAAGGAGUCUGAUAUUAAUAGGGAUAACUUAAUCAGACAGAAGACCUCCAAUCAUGCAAAGCUACAUUUACCCAAAGCAAAUAAUUAUGCUCAAGACAGCAAGCUCGACCCCAACUAUAGAUCCCGAACAAACGAACAUUGCCAGACAUACAACUUCCCUACAAAUGCUCCCCCUCGGUGA
This is a messenger RNA of Penaeus indicus, 1087 nucleotides long. RefSeq names its product nucleobindin-2-like. The transcript has 8 exons. Gene Ontology annotation, molecular function: calcium ion binding. NCBI's taxonomy places the organism in Eukaryota, Metazoa, Arthropoda, Malacostraca, Decapoda, Penaeidae. The coding region runs from base 41 to 1087 and encodes 348 amino acids. Gene Ontology annotation, cellular component: endoplasmic reticulum-Golgi intermediate compartment; extracellular exosome. The record is from RefSeq and is a predicted model, not a curated record.